CAAGUACUUUUGGAUUACUCCGAUUCCAAACAAAUGUGGAUGGCGGCAACCUGCGGCCACCAACGGCUCUGAGCGUGUUCUCGGCGGAAUGCAUGGCGAAGUCUGCAGUGCGACAGGCGCUGCAUGAGUUCGGAACGCAAUAUCCCCGCAUGCUUUUUCAUGCACUCCGGAUUUUAGAAAAAAGUUCUUUUGGCAUGCAAUGCAACUCGGGGUGCUUCGCCAAGGAACACAGCGGGUUUCGGAAUUGGCCAACGGCGUCUUUAUUCGACACACGCCUCUCGAUUGCUAGCCUCCUCGCUUUCCUGUCCGCGCCAACGGACUGGAAUUCUGGGAGGCAUCGCUGUACAGGCCAGCCCGUCCCGCAAUGUUAAGCUUUCUGGCGCAUCCGGUGAGUUCUCCAGGAGGUUCUGUGGCCGACGGUGCUGCGAUUGCGGCGCCGGCUUCGACCUCGACGUCACCGGACUCGCAGGCAGCUGCUUCCACUUCUUGCGCGUCUCCCUCUGGAGUUCCUAGCUCAGACUGUCACAGGGCGAGCACUGUGCCUCCGUCUAUAGCGGAGUCUCCUUCAUCCUCUUCCCUCUCUCCCGCGUCACAGAUGUGUGGAGUUGCGUUCAACCCGGCCGACGACACGAACAGUGCAGGCGUCUCGAGUUCUGUUGCUUCUGACACUCUCCCCUUGGAAAGCGCGUCUGUUCCGUGUGCCGCGAUGGAGUCGGACCCGACCGCCGGCACUGCCGCGCUGGAGAGUGCAGUUCUCGCAGCAAGUGUCGGUACACCGCAAGCCCCUGCGGAAGACUUGAGUGUUCCAUCCAAAGUCCUCGCGAGUGAGGGGGCGAUUCUCUUCGACGGAGCUGCUGAAAAGGCCAACGCCACUCCUGCCGCGACUGAAAACAUGCCUGGUUUCUAUUCGGGUGUCCCCGACACCGCCAACCCCUGCGGCCCGGCUGGCGAGCCUGCGGAGACUUCUGCGGCGCCUCAAACCACAUCUUUGAACUCGACUUCUGCUCUUCUUUCGAUUUCCUCGGCAUUUCUUGGGGGCACAGCUUCUGACGACGCCACGAUGAAACAUGUCGCCGCUCUAGACCUUUCCGGAGGCCUGACGAAGCAUCAGGCCGCCGCAGCGAUGGCAGCCAUGGCCACCGCCGCCGGCGAGUGCUCAGAAGGCGUACUCGCGAGACUCGCAGCCGUCCUUCCCCUCUCUGCUGGUGCCGGCCGUGCUCCCGCCAAGGGCGCUGGUGCUCUACGAAGUGAUGCCGAAGCGCCUGCGGCCGCAGACGGGGCUGCUGUGACUGGCGGAGUCGUGGUCCAAGCAGGUACGGACGCAGCAGGUCAACCGAGCGGCGUAGCUUGCGAGGCAGGGAGCGCCCAACUCGUUGAGCCCUCUGGGGCCGGACACGCAGCCGCGCCUGUCGGCGGAACAGAGCAGGCUCCCCCAACAGCUUCGGUCUCCGAACUUCUUGAAAAUCUGGUGAAGGCGGAACACCAAGACGCAGACGCAGCGGCUGCUCUUGGCGCGGCGCUGAAACCACCGGGGGGCCUCGUGGUGCCGACCCUCGCCUACGGCGCGAAGAAAGUGGCCGACGCCGCCAAGGGCCGCCUGCUGACGGGUGCGGAACAAGAGGGCGCGGCGACUGCACCUGGAGCUCUCUCGACAGCGCAAGCUGCUUCUUCUUCUCUCGACGUCUUUCAGGGUGCGCCCGGAUCUGGAAUGACGGCGUUGUCUGCGGCGGCCUCCGUUGACGAAGCCACGGCGGCACAAGCGGCAGCUUCCCAGACUCAGGCCACACCGGACGCAGCAGCCUUGGGGCUGCAAGUCCCCGGAUCCUCUACACAUCCCGUCUCUUCUCUCCCUCCGACGUCUCUCGCCUCCUCGGGGCUUGUCGCUCCAGACGCGCCCGGCGCCAACUCCGGGGUCGCCGUAGCAGCCGAAGCCCCAGGAACGGAGUCGUCCAGUGUCGCUUCUGCAGGUGUUUCAAGCGGCGGCGUGAACGCGGAGACAAGUCCCGAGGCCGCGAGUCCUCUCUGCCAGGAGAACGCCGGGGUGUCGUGUUCGCAGGGCCCUCUGGGCGUCUUGACUGGCUUGAUGGCUGCUCCCCCAGCCGCGGGCGUGACCCCCGGGGACGCGACGGAGACAACGAGUGGCGGCGGAGCGGCAUCUGAGCCGGCAUCCGGGGCGGCUUUGGCUGGCGUCCCUGAGGGCGAGGAAGCUGGUGCAGGUGCCGCUGCCGCUGGUGCCGCCUCGCUCUCUGCUGGAGUCCUGGGGGCGACGGGCGCUGAUGGCCUCGUCGCGAGCCCCACGGCGGCUGCCGCGACUGCGGCCGGCAUGGGCUUCGCCAUGGACAAUGUGACAGCAGCGCUCCAGGCGGAGCAGAUGCAGCGCCUCCUGGCAGAGUUCGCGUCCUCCAGCGAUCCCUACACCGCAGCGGUGGCCAUGGGUGGCUUGGGCUGUCCCGGCUUGGGCGCUGUGGUCGCGGGCACCGCGGGGGCGGGAAGCAGCAGCAGCAGUGGGGUGGCCGGCGCCGGAGCCGCUGGACUCGGGGGCGACGUGGUUGUCUUGGACGAGCGACAGAGACAGCAGCAGCUCCUCAUUCCACACGAACACCAACUCGCCGCUCUCACCUAUCUCCAGAGCAUGGAAGGCAUGACUGAUGCAGUGAACGGUUCUCUUUGGAUGCCGGGGAUUCUCGGGAGCCGCCUCGGCGCAACUGGCUUCUUCCAUUCGCUCUACGACUUUGCGAACACGGCCCUCGCUGCUGCAGCGGUCGCGGCUCCCGCCGCUACAGCCGGGCGGGCCUGCGCCGGGGCGACACCCGAAGCGGCAACUGGCUCAGAGGUGGCCGACGCCGACGCCACAGGCGCCCUCGCGGCCUCCACUGGCCGCGCUAAUAGGCGCGGAAACCAAGGCGUAGGACGCGGGCGCGCGGCAGCGUCUGCUGGGGUCUCCGACGGUCUGGCCGCCCCUGGGGCAGUCUUGGGCGCGGCAACCGACGCCUUCACCCAGGGGGCUGCAGACCCGACAGUCGUCGCGGGAGCAGAUGCUGCCGCAGCCGCCGCCGCAGCUGCUGCUGCAGCCUGGGGAGUCUACGGAGGAAUCCCCUCUGCAUCUGGCGUCGUCGACGCUGCCCUUGGAGCCGAAGGAGCGGGAGAUGUCGGCGCUGCCGCCCCCCCGGUGAAACGAACCAGAGGCCGACCGCGCAAGCGCCCCGCAGAGAGUCCGGCAGUGGCGACGUCGAUGGUGAAGCAAGACCCAGGACAAGUUGGAGCGGUGACUCCUGCGCCUUCAGGUCUUGAAGAUCAGAAAGCUGGAAUUGUUCCAGGGGCUGAAGGAGCCGCAGGCGCAGCGGGCAGCCCUGGAGCUGCGGCCCUCCAGCGACCGCGACAGCAGGUGGGGACGACUUCUGCGCCGAAGAGGUAUCGCCGAGGCACCAACAACCCAGACAGUGGCUUCCCAGGCGUCUCCUGGAACAGUCGUAUGCAGGCCUGGCUCGCGUUCUACGUGGACAAGGAAGGGACGCGACGCAGCCACACCUUCAAGUGCAACAAAUUCGGAGGCAUCGAGACCGCCAGAGUGGAGGCAAUUGAUUGGUUGAUUCGGAAGCGCGGAGAGCUGCAGGCGGAGAGCGAGCAGCAGCGGCAGCAGGCGCAACUCCAGCAGGCACAGCAGGCGCAGCAGGCACAGCUUCAGGGAGCGCAGGCGCCUUCAACUCAUCAGCUUCAGGCACAGCUCCAACGGACGCAACAGUUGCAGCAGCUGCAGCAGCUUCCCUUCGCACAUCCAACACCUGACGGGCGCCUCAUGGGUUUGGGCGUCGGGCCAGACCAGCAGUCGGACCUGCAGCUGCAUCAGCUCCUUCAAGAGGAACUGUUGCUUCAGCAGCAGCAACAACUGUUGCUCCAACAGCAUGCAGAGCAGCAGCUGCACCAGCACCAGGGCGGCGCAGUGCUGUCGGCGCUGGAGGCGCUGCAGCCGACCGCCGACGCGCUCGUCUGCGCGAUCGGAGGCCUCGAGAAGGCCGCCGAGGAGUCCCUGGUCGCUCAGCACACCCAGGCCCAGGCGGGGGUGUCGUCGGCGGAAGACGCAGGGGACAAGGUUGCGGUCGCGGCGGGGGUUCUGGAGGCUCAGGACGAGGGGACGGACGCGCUGCAGGCUCAGGGUGAUUUGACCCAGGACGUCCAGUCGAUCAUUCAGGCCGCGGGAGAAGCUUCUCAUGAAGCGUGGGCUGGUGCGGCUGCAGCUGCGGGGACCGAGUUGGCGGGAGGUGAGGGCGGGAACGGCCUGGGCCUGGAGGUUUGCCCAGAGGGCGCAGUCCUCGUCCCCAGGCCGGUGAGUGGAACUGAGGAGUUUUUGCAGAAUGCAGAACUGGGAGAGACGGUCGGGGACAUUCUCGGCGGGGUUCUCGACUCUGCCGCUGUCGACCACUCGAGUGUGGCUCUGGGCGCCAGCGUAGAGGAGGUCGCGACUCUUGGGGCUGAGGGAGAGGUCCCCAUGAUGUUGGCGGAGGCUGGAGAGAAGCAAGAAGCAGAACCUGGUGCCACUGUUGUCGACGGCGCGCUCGGCCAGUGAAAGGACGGCGAGGCUGAGGUGGAGUUACGUUCACAGAGCCCCGCAUCCUCGGCCACAGCUUUGGAUAGGGGCUGGAGAUGUCGCAGAAUCAAAAAUCCGUGGCGGUAGUCCGAUUGCGACUGAAAGGUUUUUUUUGUGCGCGAAACCGAUCUUGACAUGCCAUUUCGACCGGCCUCUUUUACUCCGGGCCUUUUUCUGCGCCUCAGAAGAAAUCCAACGAGACUGCGGAAAACGUCAGGCAAAACGCCUGUGAUUUCCAUGUCGUUUGCGUGGCGGAGGGAGGGGUGCCGAGGGCCGCUUACGUUUGCUAAGCAAUUGAGAAACUGAAGAAACUUUUUCUCUGCUCGGGCGUGUGACUGGCGUGACGGUUUAACUCCCGUGUAGAAAUUGUGAGGGUUAUCUCAUGGAGCGAGAUGCGUCUCUUAAUUCUUCUGUAGCAACGCCCGUUGCUCUCUGUUCUUCUUACCUUCUGUUCCGCCUGCGAGGAGGUCCGCUGGUCAUCGAGAGUUGCGCUGCUUCCUCGACAACGUUCUACACUGGGUACAUCUUUUGCAGUUGUGGCGCGUGCAAACGUCCAUCCUGCUGUGUCUUUUAUGUCUUGCGCUUGGAGGAAACAGCAAUUGCACUGGAUUUCGAGAGUAGCUCGCAACCGUCUCAGUAGCAGUAGACUUUCCCAGUGGCCACCGGAGCACAGUGCAACGCGGGAGCGCGCGAAUAUCUCACUGGACUGUCUACUCCUUUCAGUUUACUCUCGCCUUCGACCUUUCUGACUUUAUUGUGGCUGUUCGCUUGCUUCUGAUUUCCUUAGGACGGGACAAAUCCUUCUGUCUGUUACCUGUGGUCUUCCUCGUGUCUUUCCCGGGAAAGUUUAGUCCUUUGUGGCACGUUCUCUGUUCAAGCUGGUGGACACACUCGAAGAAUGGAAAAGCGUGCUAUGGCAAUUUCAUUCAGGCGUAUUUCGCGAAGAAGCUGGAAGGCGUCUGUGUAACUCAUCGUCUGUGUGCAUUGCUUGCUGUGACAAUGCUGGUUUCGUGAGUGGAUUCAACACAGGCACUUUCCUCACAUAUCCGUUUGCUAUACAGAACUGGAAGGGUUUGGCCUUUCAGCUCUGCGAGAUGGCAUCGACCGACGCUUUGGUGUGACGUCUUUUUUCUCAGCUCGUGCCGGCUGAAAAUGAUGCUUUUCGAUGCGUGACUGGCUUGUCUUUUAAGUGUUUCUUUCACAUGACAGUGCGCCACGAGGAACAUCUUUUCUGGCUUGCGACUCUUCCGUAUGGCACACAGGGAGAUGUCUGCGCCUGUUCUCGGGCACCAUUCGUCACUGAUUCAGGGCUGUGUUUCACGUGCGGUUAGAUCCAGAUAGUGGUUCUUGUGUAAUAAAGACUUCAGGACUUCUCAUGAGCCUGGUUAGUAAGUUUGGCGUGUAUAUAGGUAGAUCGAAUUGGGGUGUGUACGGUGGUAGUAGACCAGGCGCCAUUCAGGCUUCACACAGUUGCGAACUAAAAACCACAUGCGGUGGCGAAACAAGGGCUCCCUUCCCUGCGCUCUUUUUCCACUUUUUGCAGUUUUCUGUGCACGUGCAAGUCAAGGAUUUUGUGUCGACCACUUUUUUCGGGCAUACAGCGGAAAAGUGGUUCGAAACGUGCCAAUUGAGGAAAUCGCGGGAUAGUACUCUUCAACUGAUGUGUCGAACAGACAACCUGGCGGCGAAUAAGUUCUGACCCCCAUCAUCGCGUGCAAAAGACUCUUGCAGAUCUCAAGCGACUUCACACAAAGCUGGACGGAUA
Toxoplasma gondii ME49 is the source of this 6350-nucleotide messenger RNA. RefSeq names its product AP2 domain transcription factor AP2XI-3 (gene AP2XI3). Gene Ontology annotation, molecular function: DNA-binding transcription factor activity. Bases 365 to 4564 code for a protein of 1399 amino acids. Lineage: Eukaryota; Apicomplexa; Conoidasida; Eucoccidiorida; Sarcocystidae. The transcript has 7 exons. Gene Ontology annotation, biological process: regulation of DNA-templated transcription. The record is from RefSeq and is a predicted model, not a curated record.